AGGAAGUUAAAGAUACCAGCGUUGAAGGAUUACUAAGGACAGUUUGUCUAGCGACAUAAUUGCCACUAUGUCUCAAAACAAACUACAAUUGUCAUAUGCAAGUAGUGAAGAUUUGUUAAGUGGCGUCAUUAACGCUUACAGGCCGGAACUAACUGUGGACAGGGUGCACGAGGAAGCAUUAACAUCUUUUAAAUCCACUCAAAUCACAGAGAUUACUGAAUCCAGUUUGGACUUUACUGAUAUUGGAAUACCGAACGAGUAUACGUUUAAUCGGCAUCUACAAAACAGUGGAGCCCCAAGAAUUACAGAGGAAAAAUUAAUGUGCGAAAUACAUGGGAAUUGUGAACUGACACAUUUUUGCAGGAAAUGCCAAGUUCCUGUUUGUCAGUUAUGUAGACCAUCACUGAAACAUAAAGGCCACAGAACGAAACGUAUUGGAGUGGCAGUAGUAGAGAGGAAACAAGAGCUGAACGACAAGUAUAUAAAAAUGGAACAAGAUAAGAUCAAGGCACUUCGUAGAAAUCUGGCGUUUGUUGAAAACGAAAAAUCCAAUGUCCGAACGUCUUGCGACGAAGUUGUUGCAAGGAUUCGCCAACGGUGUGCUUAUAUGAAAAAUGUCCUGGAUACAAUUGCAAAUAGUUUUGUUAAAGAGGUCUAUUACAAAAAGAAAGACUGCUUACAACAGUACACACAUAUCAAGAAAGAAAUUGAGAGUGAAAUAAAAGAAGGUGAUUGUGAUCUAAAUCACAUGCUUUAUCUAUUUGAAUUGCCUAACGAUCAACAGUUUUUAAAACAUUUCAAAGACCUGAAGGAAAAACCAAGUGUAGUUAGAAAAGUUCCAAACAUAUGGAAGGAAUACGUCAAGUUUGAUCAUGGUCGUCUUUCAGUUCAAGAGUUAAGAGACAAAUUUGGCACUGUUAGUUUUGUAGUAGCGACAGAUGGUGGAGCGUUUACUUAUGAAAGCAAACGACAAUAUGGACGUCUUUCAUGCAGAACUAAAACAUCAUUUAGAUGUGAAAGGAAGAAUGUUGAAACUGACGAUGACGAACAAGGAGGGUCCAUCAACUCGAUUGUCAAAUUCGGAAAUAGUCUUUGGGUAAACUCCGGUCUCAGUUCAAAACAUAUAUCAUUGCUUAAUGAGAAUGGAAAAACAAUUCAGUCACUGCCGUUAAUGUUCAAAGUAGAAGAAAUAACGUGUUCUAAAAACGGGGAGCUAAUUAUGACUUCAUUUCGAGAUAAAGUUAUCAGAAAAGUUUCUAAUACCGGAGUUACAAGCGAUUUAUUCAAUGUACCUUACCACCCUAAAGGUAUUACUACAACUAAAGAUGGCGGUUAUCUCGUAUGUAUGUGUGAAAGCUAUUCCACAUCAGUUUGUGAAGACAGUCACCGUCUUGUUGUAAAAUACACGUCCGAGGGCGACGAGGAAUGUAUUUACGAAUAUAACGGAGAAGAAAAGCUGUUUACACGACCAUUUAGAGUAAUAGAGAAUAUAAAUGGAGAUAUAUGUGUAAUUGAUAAAACUGCCAUGGGCAGUGGUCAAGUGAUAAUUGUAGACAGAACAGGACUUGUCAAAACGAUAUAUAGUGCAGAUAGACAUCAAACAAACAACGGACAUAUUAAUAAAAUUGUAUCCAGAUUUGCUCCCUCUGACAUUGCAUGUGAUAAGAACGGCCGAAUUUUUAUUGUUGAAUCUGAUAACCACAAAGUGCACCUAUUGAAUAAGACAGGAAGUUUAAUUGGACAUUUUUUAACCAAUGAAAGUGACUUUUUCUGCCCACUUUGUAUAACAACUGAUGAAAAUAACCAGAUUUGGAUAGGAAAUGAAUAUGGUGAAAUAAAAAUGUUCACGUGUGACUGGCAGUGAAACAAUAAAAAUGUUCACGUGUGACUGGCAAUGAAACAAUAAAAAUGUUCACGAGUGACUGGCAAUGAAACAAUAAAAAUGUUCACGUGUGACUGGCAAUGAAACAAUAAAAAUGUUCACGUGCGACUGGCAAUGAAACAAUAAAAAUGUUCACGAGUGACUGGCAAUGAAACAAUAAAAAUGUUCACGUUUGACUGGCAAUGAAAUAAUAAAAAUGUUCAUGUGUGACUGGCAAUGAAACAAUAAAAAUGUUCACGAGUGACUGGCAAUGAAACAAUAAAAAUGUUCACGUGUGACUGGCAAUGAAACAAUAAAAAUGUUCAUGUGUGACUGGCAAUGAAACAAAUGAAUGAAUGAAUAUUUUUUUUUAGAUGUAUAUAUAUUAUUUGGAAGACUAUUGAUAGAUGAUCUUUACACACAUAACCAGCUUGCUGUGCUUUGACUAUAAACUGGGAAAUUUUUGUGUACGUUUUCGCUUAAAUGAUUACUAUUUUGUUUGUUAAGUCAAACUUAUAAAAAUGACAAAUUUAAAAUAAACCAAUAAAUAAACUGAUCAAUGGUUUUCAGAUUUGUUAACGACACUAGUACUAACAAGAUGAAAGAUACAUUUCUGAUAUGUUUAGUCAAAA
This is a messenger RNA of Mytilus californianus (California mussel), 2493 nucleotides long. RefSeq lists its product as uncharacterized. Gene Ontology annotation, molecular function: zinc ion binding. The record is from RefSeq and is a predicted model, not a curated record. Bases 68 to 1864 code for a protein of 598 amino acids. The transcript has a single exon. Lineage: Eukaryota; Metazoa; Mollusca; Bivalvia; Mytilida; Mytilidae.